CAGGGGACAGCACUCUCAUCAAACGUGUUUUAUCAAUAAUUCAUUGGUGUGAUAAACAAACUAUAACACGAAAUAAUGUCAUUUUUUAGAAUUUGUAGCUUAACGAAUUAAAUUUCCAAUUACUGUCGUUGUAAAAAAAGCGUUUCAGUCGUGACUACAAAAAGCCUAACUUGUAACAUUAUCGUAGAGGUGUAAUCCACUCGUUCAUCCGUAGAGAUUCGACGCCGCAGCAGACAGCUGUUCAGAUUGAUGUGUCAUGGGUCAGAGACACUAAAGAAAUUACUGGAAUGUCUCUGCACGGAUUUACAACGUAAUACUCCUUGGUGACGUUCUGUUGCGGCAAUGUUAAGUUUCAGAAAAUCACCACAUUGAAAUAGCGCAGCUGUGGAGUCGCCGAGCGGUUGUAAAUAACAUUUAUCCUCAUUAUGUGAUUCGACAUAAGCAAGACGACGGUGUUGCGAUGGCAGGCGUACCAGACCCUCAAGAUGUUGACAUAGAAGACGGACAGGAGCUUGAAGAAGACACCUUAAACUCUGACAUAUUAAAACAGAUAUUGGAAGCAAAAGAUGGAAUGCCUAGCAAGUUCCAGAGUUUCUGGGAGAGGGAUGAGCAAGAUGUGGAUGAGUUCACUAAAGAAGAAAUAGAAAAUGAGCCACCAAAGCGCAUACUAUGGGCUGCUGAAAAUAAUCACUUGAGUAUUGUACAACAGCUUUUGGCAAUGGAUCCAUCCCUGGUGAAUGCAAGAGACAGAGACCAAUACACACCUCUACACAGAGCAGCAUAUGGGGACCAUGUUGAAAUAGCAGAGCUUUUGCUUCUAAACAACGCGGAUAUAAAUGCCAGAACGAUUGAUGGGUGGCAGCCUCUGCACAGUGCUUGUCGCUGGAACUGCGCACGAACGGCUGAGCUGCUUCUUCAGAAUGGAGCACAGGUCAACGCCCAAAGCAAUGGUGGGCUGACACCACUGCACUUGGCCUGCUCAGAGCCUGAGAAUGCUGAGGUGGUAGAGUUGCUGUUGAUGUGGCCAGGCAUAGACGUUAAUUUAGUGAGCCACUCGGGUCAGACGGCUGAGCAGAUAGCCUCCAGCUCCUCAGUCCUUGAGCAUUUAUUUCAAGUAGUGCACCCGAGUGUGAAUCAACUUUAUCCUACACCAUAAGGCCAACAGACAGGCUUUUCAACAAGGAAAACCAGAUUCCACAGCAGUUAAAAAAAAUUCUAUGAAGUGCAAGUCACUGGAUCCUAUCUUUUGCUGUGUAGUAGACACUGCUUAGUUGUAGUGGUCAGAGUUCAGGUUGUGCCCACUUUUGUUGAUAAAAGCUAACUGCCUAGUUCUAAUUGGAAGAGGGAACAUACUUUUCAACUAGGUGCCUGCAAAAUCUGUGCAAGUGACAAGGUAGAACUGGGAUACAACAUAUCUUCUGUCCAUCCAAGCUUUUGCUAAGUUUGUAUUAGUGACCCCAGUUUAAUCAAAUGUCUCAGCAGUGAUGUAAGGCUUUCAUGAUCACUUCAUUGACCUAUUCUCCCCCCCAACCCCUCUGUGGUCAUUUUUAUAAAGCAAUGGUAAGUCGUUGCCCCGGAGCAACAUAGGGAACUUAGUAAGAGUCUUGUUUCUGAAGUUAGAGAGCAGUGUCCAGGCCAGUGCAUGGUGCUUUACCACAGGAGCUAUAGUUAUAAGGCUAGAGCUAAAUAAUCCUGGGGUAAUAAAACAAAAUAAUAUCCAUUGGGUCUGGGCACAGCAUUGUAACUAUGAAAACAAGAUGAUUCUCCUUGAGUUCUCUGUGUUGCCUGGGAAAACGACUUACUCUUGCUUCGUAACUAUGGCCCUGGUUUGGUAGAUGACGCAUGAUAUUUUCAGUCACAGACCACUUUGACCCUAAACCAUAUCAACCUUGUACCUCAGUCAGAUUGACCCCUGCCAUGAUAUCCCACUCAAGACCGAUCAUCAUAUCACCAAAAGUUGAAUUUAUCACUGAUGACACAAGUAGCUGUUAAUGUCAAAUAUUCCCAACAGAGCUAUGUGUUUGAAAAAGCUCAGCCAUCAUCGAUUUCAAAUUGGCACAAUGUCAUUUUCUCGUUAAGCAUUUUAAAGAAAAAAAAAGUUUAUAAUUUUUAUUUUGGUGGUUCAUAUUAAAUCUGUAGUUGUGACCAA
This is a messenger RNA of Pomacea canaliculata, 2149 nucleotides long. Its product is annotated as ankyrin repeat domain-containing protein 49-like. NCBI's taxonomy places the organism in Eukaryota, Metazoa, Mollusca, Gastropoda, Architaenioglossa, Ampullariidae. Bases 461 to 1156 code for a protein of 231 amino acids. The record is from RefSeq and is a predicted model, not a curated record. Gene Ontology annotation, molecular function: protein binding. The transcript has 4 exons.